CCCCCCCCCCCCCAAAAAAAAACAACAAUCUAACGUUUGGUUGUCACACGUUGAAGUGGAUAUUAGUGGAAAAUACACUUUUUGACUGUCUGUGCCCGCAACAAGUACAACUUUAGCGGCACAACCUGGCUAUACGGUGACGUCACAUUAAGGAGACUAAUUCUGCCUAGCAACAAAUGAUCCAGGUAAGGAAAAUAAAGCACCGUCUGCCUUUGUAGGUUGCAAACAAUUUCUCUGUGCAGUGAUUACUGUUGUGGUGGUUGGCGAAAAUGAAAUGACAAGGGAUGAACUCUUGCCCCCCGUCCCACCACCACCACCACAUGAGCAUCUCAGCUGAAUCUCCCCUUGCCACGCCCCUCCUUCCUCUUCGCCCAACCCCACGUCUCCUCCAGUGCUCCGCUUGCCCGGUCGACCCAACUCUCGAGAGGGCUUUGAGUCCUUCUCACCCCCCCCCACCCCCACCCCUCGUUUCAUAAAAGCAUGCUUUUCAUUCCUGGAGCUUUUUUUUCUUUCUUUCUUUUUGAGGAGAACAUGAACGACAUCAAGAUUGCGGUGCUUGGAAGUGAAGGCGUCGGAAAGUCAGCCCUCAUCGUCAGGUUCUUCACCAAACGUUUCAUCGGAGAAUACGCAUCAUCUUCAGAAUGCAUGUACCGAAAGCGUCUGAUUCUGGAUGGGAGGCAGAUGAAUUUGGAGCUGUUCGAGCCCUGCUCCCAGUCCUUUCAAAAUAAAAUAAGUGUCAAUGACCAGAUGCACUGGGCCGACGGUUUCAUCGUGGUCUACGACAUUAGCGACCACUCGUCCUUUCUCGCUGCCAGAUGCGUCGUAAAGCUCAUCCGGGAGCACCGCUUUGGAUCGGCCAAGAGGGAUGCUGACUCGCUUAUAUUUCUGGUGGGCAACAAGCAUGACCUGUGCCACAUGCGAGAGGUGCGCCACGAAGAAGGCCAGUGCUUGGCGGAUGAGUUCCGAUGCCAAUUUCACGAGCUGUCGGCGGCCGAACACUACCAGGAGGUGGCGCUCGUGUUCUCCAAGGCGGUGCAGAGUGCUAAGGCCAAGGAGCGUAGGCGACGCCCGAGCGGUGCCAAGUCCAUGGCCAAGCUCAUCAACAACGUUUUUGGCAAGAGGAGGAAAUCGGUGUGAGGCGUAAGAAUCAAGAAUUCACUGUUGUGGGAUCUCUUGAGCGUAACUAGCAUGGAUGUGAUCCUUCCAUCGCACUUGUUCUUACUCUCUCGCUGUGAAAAAAAUGGGAGAAUAUCGUAAACGUUGCUAAAAAAUAAUACUAUACGUUAUUUCUCUAUAAGAGGCAAAGUGUCAAGUUGCUUGUCACUCUCAGUUGAAGGUUACUGUGGAACGGGAGCAAAAUAAAAGCGAACUAAACUUUGUAGGUCGAAUCACCAAAAGUUCCAUUUAAAUUCCGAAUAAAAUCUGCUAGCGUGAUGCUAACGUGGUGCGCAACGAAAAUUAGCAAAACUAUUUAAUCACGGCACACAAAAGAGGAUUAAAUAUUUAACAUUUAAACCGGAAAAAAAUAUUCACCAAAACCAUCCACAGGAAUAGCAAAAGUCCACUAGCUUAAUGCUAACAUAUGAUGCGUAUAUAAUGAGCUAACUGAUAUUAGCAUGGAUUUUAUGUAGCAACAAUAAAUACAAACAGCGCAUCCAAUGAAAUGUUUGUUUUAAAGGGCUAGCUUAAUGCUAACAUUUAAUGUGAAACGCAAUUGUUGUGCUAACUGAAAUUAGCCUGACAAAUCCCCUCAAUCAAAUUCGAUCAUGUAAGUCUUUUCUUUGUUUUGUCAUCUGGAGAGGUUGAAAAAAAGUACACUUUAAAAAAAUAUAUAUAUUUUAACAGACUGACAUCUAUUCUCAAAUGUAGAGAGUGAAAGUCAAAAGCGUAAAAAUGAAUACAGAUAGCCAAAAAAUCUACUUCACCACAGGAACAAUUGAUUUGUACUUUGUUACUUCCAACCUUUGCUUAUAUCUAAUAUUAAACAGUUAAAAAAAAAGUUUACUGAUCUCCGGCUGUGCUCCGGGCAGCAUUACCGCACACAACAACCCCAAACGUGGACUCUCUCCCGUCCAUCCAGGACAUAUCUCCUUGGCAUUCUACAUUCCUUUCAUGCCUUCUCCGCACAGGUGUCUCCGUGCUGCCAUACAAAGUAAUAAGACGGCCAGGAGGCCUCAGCAUUGAUUCUCCAGGAAAAAGAAACACUGUUGGGAGGCCCCCUCGACACACCCGGCGUAUGAAUGGUGCCAUUAUCUCGAUGAAAACGGCGGCCAAGCCGUUGAUGACGGGCCAGGCAGAAUGUCAUCGCAUUCCCAGGUGCGGCGUCGGCUUCAGACCAAUACAGGGCUCCCUCAAAUAAAUUAUCGUGCUUGCGCCGCCUAAAAAACAAAAAUAAAAAAAUCAGAGGAGUCGCUUGGAACACGAAGGUCGCACUUAAAGAAAAAAUACCCCCAAAAAAGCCACUGUUUUAUUGUUGAACAGGAUGGGUGAUGUCGAGCCCUCUGACCUUCCGCUAGAUUCUCAUUUGGAUUUGCUCGAAUGGUCGUAACCCCUUCCGACAUGUGGAGAACUUGAGAAUUUUUUUUUUUAACUUUUUACAUUUUAGAAUCCCCUCCCACACAUACGUACCCACACCAAAAAAAAACAUGCAGUCUGCCCCAAAUGAUUAUGUAGUCACCUUUCAUUACAAAUGAUCAACUUUAGCAUACUUUUCAUCCGUGUCGUUUCCAAGUGAGGUAGCUUCUUUGUUUUUAUUUAUUUAUUUAUUUAUUUUCGGUCUAAGUUGCAGCCAGAUCCACUUGGCCUUUUCUUGAAAUCUCAUUGGUUCAUGCCCGGGGGGCCUCUUCCAGAAGCAGCUUGAUUGAGUUAACAAGUUUGACCUGGAACAUGAACCCGCCCAUGCAACUGGUGGGCGGGUCACAAUAGCAUUUGCUAAUGCUAUUGUGUUCAAAACGGUUUAAAAAAAAAGAAAGUAAUUUGCUGGUUUCGUCGUGUGUGCUUUUUUCUUUUUUUAUUUAAAGCAGGAUGAUGCAAAAAUUAUACUGAUUUGCUCUCUGUGACUACUAAUCUGGGUUUGUUUGUUUUUUGUGCCUGUGUGGUGCCAAA
Messenger RNA from Hippocampus zosterae (dwarf seahorse), 3105 nucleotides. RefSeq names its product RERG/RAS-like a (gene rergla). Bases 481 to 1137 code for a protein of 218 amino acids. The transcript is spliced from 5 exons. Gene Ontology annotation, molecular function: GTPase activity; GTP binding. Lineage: Eukaryota; Metazoa; Chordata; Actinopteri; Syngnathiformes; Syngnathidae. The record is from RefSeq and is a predicted model, not a curated record.